AUGGGAUCCUUAUAUGUUUUAGUCUUUUGUAUUUUUGGGGUUUCAACCUCAGUCGCUUACCUCAACAGCAAACCUUUCCCACCCAGUUUCAAAUUCGGCGUUUCCACUUCGGCCUAUCAAAUCGAAGGAGCCUGGAACCAAGGCGGUAGAACACCGAGCGUCUGGGACAAUUUUAUCCACGAAAAUCCCGAAAAAAUUGCGAAUAACGAUACAGGAGACGUUGCCUGCGAUUCCUACAAUAAAUAUGAACAAGAUGUUGAUUUACUUAAAAGCAUGGGAGCUCAAUUUUAUAGGUUGUCGAUUUCGUGGACUAGAAUCUUACCGUAUGGUACUGCUCAAAAAAUCAAUCAGGAAGGAGUUGAUUAUUAUGUAAAUCUUUUAAAGCUUCUCAAAGAAAACAACAUUGAGCCAAUUGUGACAUUGUACCACUGGGACUUACCAAUGCCUCUACAAGAAAUGGGAGGUUGGACCAAUCCAGAUAUCAUAAAAUAUUUUGGAGAUUAUGCAAGAAUUUGUUACAAAGAAUUUGGUCAAUACGUUAAAUAUUGGGUAACACUUAACGAGCCACAAACUACUUGCUUUUAUGCAUACUCUGACAAUCCUCCCCAUGUACAUUUCGCGCCAGCUUACUCACUCGACGCUGAAGGCACUUACCUUUGCGCUUACACUCACGUCAAAGCCCACGCUUUGGCUUACCACAUUUACGAUAAAGAAUUUAGAGAGCACCAACAAGGUAAAAUAUCGUUGUCGCUAUUGGCUCGCUGGUUCGAACCCAAACCUAACGAUCCUAAUGGCGAACUUGCUCAAGAAUUAGGCAUGCAAUUUCAGUUAGGUUUAUUUGCCCAUCCAAUUUAUAAUGGUAAUUGGCCCCAAUUGAUUAUAGACAGAGUGGCUAAUAGAAGUAGCAUGCAAGGCUUACCUCAAUCCAGAUUACCAGCAUUUACAAAGACUGAAAUUGACUAUAUCAAUGGCACUUAUGAUUGGUUUGGACUCAAUUAUUACAUUACUGCAAUGGUAGAGCUCCAAUAUCAAGAAGACGAUUUGCCAGGUAACGCCAGCUACAUAGUAGAUCAAGGCUUCAAUUCCUAUACAGAUAGCUCUUGGAAAGCGAACAAGUGCAAUUCAAAAAUGGUACAAACUCCUUGGGGAUUUAAAAACCUAUUAAAAUGGGUCCACGACCAUUACAACCAACCGGAAAUUAUUGUAACUGAAAAUGGUUGGUGCAACCAUGAAAGUAGCUUAAAUGACACUGAUCGUAUAGAAUAUGUUGGCCUUCAUUUAUCGGCAAUAUUGGAUGCCAUAUACGAUGAGGGUGUAAAUGUUACUGGUUACACUCAGUGGAGUCUUUUGGAUAAUUUUGAAUGGCUAACAGGAUAUUCUGCCAAAUUUGGUAUAGUUUCUGUAGACUUUAAUGAUGAAAACAGAACAAGAACUCCUAGGGAUUCGUUUUAUUGGUACCGAGAUGUUAUUAGUACUCGAAUCUUGCCUAAUGUUAGCAGUGGAGCUAUUGCUUUACAAAUCUCACUAUUUAAUAUUUUAGUUAUUAUUACUUUAAUUUUUAUUUAA
Ceutorhynchus assimilis (cabbage seed weevil) is the source of this 1566-nucleotide messenger RNA. Lineage: Eukaryota; Metazoa; Arthropoda; Insecta; Coleoptera; Curculionidae. The record is from the annotation of a GenBank genome assembly.